AUGUCCGCCAGUCGGUCUCUUGCCCGUUCUCUCCCCGCUCUCCGCGCUGCUUCUCCCCGCACGACGGUGACCAGAGCUUCUUCCGCCAGGACAACAGCAGCUUCAGCUUUAAGAUCCCUUUCGACAUCCUCCAAGUCCUCUUCUAAGUCAGUGUUAGCUUCUCGCAAAGCUAUUUCAUCUUCAUCGCCAUCAUUUGUGGCCACUCGCAACUUGCACGCCACUGCUCAACAGUUCGCCCCCGCAACCACUACCGCGGCUACUACCGCCACCGAAUACCCGAUCACUCACGACCAAAUCACCAACCCUAUCGAUACCACCAAUUUCCUCGACAAUGAAUUUGUCUCUUCUAAGGCUACCACUUGGAUUGACCUGCAUGAUCCGGCCACCAACAACCUCAUCACCAGAGUGCCCCAGAGCACCGAUGAGGAGCUACGAGCCGCCGUCGAGUCGGCCGAGAAGGCGUUCCCCGCCUGGCGAGCAACCAGCAUCAUGGCCAAACAGCAGAUUAUCUUCAAGUUCGUGAGCCUUAUCCGGGAGCACUGGGAUCGUCUGGCUUCGUCCAUCACUCUUGAGCAGGGCAAGACCUUUGCCGAUGCGAAGGGUGAUGUUCUCCGUGGCCUGCAGGUCGCCGAAACCGCUUGUGGAAUCACCACCCAGAUCACCGGUGAGGUCCUCGAAGUUGCCAAGGAUAUGGAAACCAGGAGCUACCGGGAACCAUUGGGUGUUGUUGCAUCCAUUUGCCCCUUCAACUUCCCCGCCAUGAUUCCCCUUUGGUCUAUUCCUGUCGCCACUGUCACCGGAAACUGCCUGGUCCUCAAGCCUUCGGAACGGGACCCAGGAGCCGCUAUGAUCCUGGCGGAGCUUGCCAAAGAGGCUGGAUUCCCCCCUGGUGUUAUCAACAUUGUCCAUGGAUCUGCAAAGACUGUUGACUUCAUCCUUGACGAGCCUGCCAUCAAGGCUAUCAGCUUUGUCGGCAGCAACCGUGCAGGUGAAUACAUCUACACUCGCGGUUCUGCCAAUGGCAAGCGUGUUCAGGCCAACCUAGGCGCAAAGAACCACGCCGCUGUCCUUCCAGACUGCAACAAGAACCAAGCUCUUAACGCCAUUGUUGGAGCGGCCUUUGGUGCUGCUGGACAGCGCUGCAUGGCAUUGAGCACUGCUGUCAUGGUUGGUGAGACAGAGGAAUGGUUGCCCGAGAUGGCAGAGCGAGCUAAGGCACUAAAUGUCAAUGGUGGAUUCGAAGAGGGGGCGGACCUUGGCCCCGUCAUUAGCCCUGAGAGCAAGAAGCGGAUCGAAGAUCUGAUUGCCAGCGCUGAAGAAGAGGGUGCCACAAUUCUCUUGGAUGGAAGAGGAUACAAGCCUGAGAAGUACCCCAACGGCAACUUUGUCGGUCCCACUAUUAUCACCAAUGUUACCCCGGAAAUGAAAUGCUACAAGGAAGAAAUCUUUGGUCCAGUGCUUGUCUGCCUUUCAGUUCCCACGCUGGAUGAUGCCAUCAGCCUGAUCAACAAGAAUGAAUACGGUAACGGCGCAGCCAUUUUCACUCGUUCUGGCCCGACGGCCUCCAAGUUCCAGAAGGACAUUGAAGCUGGUCAGCUCGGUAUCAACGUGCCCAUCCCCGUUCCCUUGCCCAUGUUCUCCUUCACUGGAAACAAGAAGAGUAUUGCCGGUGGUGGUGCCAACACUUUCUACGGAAAGCCUGGUAUGCAAUUCUACACUCAGCAGAAGACCGUCACAAGCUUGUGGCGGAGUGAGGAUGCCGUCAGCAACAAGGCCAGCGUCGUUAUGCCGACACACUCGUGA
Molecule: messenger RNA, 1803 nt
Organism: Aspergillus wentii DTO 134E9
Lineage: Eukaryota; Fungi; Ascomycota; Eurotiomycetes; Eurotiales; Aspergillaceae
Product: CoA-acylating methylmalonate-semialdehyde dehydrogenase
Exons: 3
Coding region: 1-1803 (600 amino acids)
Biological process (GO): L-valine catabolic process; thymine catabolic process
Cellular component (GO): mitochondrion
Molecular function (GO): methylmalonate-semialdehyde dehydrogenase (acylating, NAD+) activity; malonate-semialdehyde dehydrogenase (acetylating, [NAD(P)+]) activity
Source: RefSeq, a predicted model, not a curated record